CAUGUGUGACCGAAGUGGUUCGUUGCUAACACUAGCUGUCUCGUGGUACGAACUUAAUUUUAUGAUAGUACAUUAACAAACCUUACAUUAGUUCAUUAAUUUAAAUCAAAAGACCGGUGAAUCUGACGCUUUUGAGGGGCCAACAUGGCGGAGGUCGUUCAGCAGCGGAUCGAGGACAGAAUUCCGGAGUUGGAGCAACUGGAAAGAGUCGGACUCUUCACCAAGAAAGAAGUCAAAGCCAUCAUCAAGAGGGUGACAUCACUGGAAUACAAACUUCACAGGCUGAUCGUCAAUAAAGAUGACUUUAUAGGAUACAUACAGUAUGAAAUCAACGUCCUGGAGUUGGUCAAGAAGAGGAGAGCGCACAUACGCUACCAGUUCAAGAAGGAAGACAUUGAGUUUCCCAUCAUACACAGAAUCAACAGUGUCUUCAGAAGGGCCACAAACAAGUGGAAGGAUGACGUGCAGCUUUGGCUUUCGCACGUCGCCUUCUGUAAGAAAUGGUCCACGCGAGGGCAGCUCAGCAAGGUGUUCUCCGCCAUGCUGGCCAUCCACCCCGAUAAACCAGCACUGUGGAUCAUGGCAGCCAAGAGCGAACUGGAAGAGAGGAAUUCCUCAGAAAGUGCCCGACAUUUGUUCCUCAGGGCGCUACGAUUCCACCCAGGCAACAAAAAGGUCUACCAGGAGUACCUCCGGAUGGAGCUGUUGCACUGUGAGAAGCUGAGGAAGCAGAAGGCAGAGCUGGAACAAGCUCAGAUUGACAUAGGUGAAUAUGAGUUUUCUGCAGAGAUCCUGAGUGGAAAACUGGCGAUGGUUGUGUACAAUGAUGCCACAGACAAAAACAAAGAGGCAGAGUUUGUCAUCUCACUCCUGAACAUCGCAUCCAUUUUUGACUUCACCAAAGACUUCCAAGAGGUCAUCCUGCAGGACCUGCAAACCAAAUUUCUGGACGACAGCGUGACGUGGGACUUCUUGGCCAAGAGGGAGCUGGAGGCUCCGGGAGCGGGAGAGGAGCUCCGGACCGCCAAGGGCCGCGCUUCGGAGGUUGACCGAAGAGAAGUGCAAUGCUGUCAGGUUUACGAGCAAGGACUUGAGAACAUCAACACUGAACCCAUGUGGACCUCCUACGUUGCCUUUUGUCUGGAGAGGGUGAAAAGGAAGACAAACGUCCAAGAGUUGAAGGACAAGAGACGAGAGAGGCUGCUGGGAGUUCUGCAGCGCGCCCACGACUCAUCACUGCUGAAAGAGGAUUAUUACAAGAACUGGCUGCAGAUCAUGCUCUCGUCAGGAGAUGCAGAGGGCGCGGCAGGCGUCGCAAUUGCAGCCACACGGCGCUACAGCCAAUCGGUGUCGGCGUGGAGCACGGCCUUGCAGACGCUGGUUCAGUUGGGGAAGGACGACGUCGGGCGGCUGUUCCAGGAUGCGCUCACGCACAUCCAUCCCAAGGAGAGCUUACCAAUUUGGCGGCUGCUGGUCCAGUGGAGCAUAGCCAACCAGAACCCAGAGGAGACUGAAGCCAUUUUCAAGAGAGGUCUGCUGUCUGCGGUGGCGGCGGUUGCCAUGGAGAUGAAAGAGCGCUACGUUGAUUGGUCAUACGCCACUGGAGGCUACAAGAAAGCGAGAAAGACUUUCACAAGUUUACAGGAGAACCGACCUCUAUCCAAACCUUUCUUCACCAAAGUGAUACAGAUAGAGAAAGAACAAGAGAGUCCAAAGAUGAACAAUCUGAGGGACUACUAUGAGAGGGUCCUGCAAGAGUUUGGCUCCUCUGAUGAAGAUCUGUGGCUAGAUUACAUCCAAGAGGAGAUGGGGCCGCUCGGCCAGCCAGAGAACUGCGGCAAGAUCCACUGGAGAGCCAUGAAGUUUCUGGAGGGCGAAAGUGUGGAGAGGUUUACCUCCAAAUACACUCUCCUGCAGACUGGACACCUGUGAGUCCAAUUUGAAGCAGUGCAGGUUGAGGCAUGUUCAAUCAGCAGGAGUUGGUCAGCCUGAGGGAGCACAUGAACACGUUGGCUGGUUUUCACAGCCUUCCCUUGGACGCAUGGAUCGUUUGACCCUGUUUUGCUAAGUCUGAUGUCCACGUUCCAGAUGUCUUCCAGAGUUGUCAAGAGAAAUCUUCUGAAAAGCGGGGCUAAAUGUUUCCAGAUGCAUUUACACUUUCAAUAUCGAGUGACGUUGGAAAACGAUGCCGGUGGAAUUUGUCAUUAAAAAGGCAUACUUUGAUCCUGUUCAAAUAAAAAUAUCAAAUUUAAA
Messenger RNA from Phycodurus eques (leafy seadragon), 2253 nucleotides. It is a transcript of the gene utp6, whose product is annotated as UTP6 small subunit processome component. The record is from RefSeq and is a predicted model, not a curated record. Bases 145 to 1932 code for a protein of 595 amino acids. Gene Ontology annotation, molecular function: protein binding; snoRNA binding. Lineage: Eukaryota; Metazoa; Chordata; Actinopteri; Syngnathiformes; Syngnathidae. Gene Ontology annotation, cellular component: small-subunit processome; Pwp2p-containing subcomplex of 90S preribosome. Gene Ontology annotation, biological process: maturation of SSU-rRNA from tricistronic rRNA transcript (SSU-rRNA, 5.8S rRNA, LSU-rRNA). The transcript has 19 exons.